Messenger RNA from Rhizophagus irregularis DAOM 181602=DAOM 197198, 945 nucleotides. RefSeq lists its product as uncharacterized. Gene Ontology annotation, cellular component: plasma membrane. NCBI's taxonomy places the organism in Eukaryota, Fungi, Glomeromycota, Glomeromycetes, Glomerales, Glomeraceae. Gene Ontology annotation, biological process: adenylate cyclase-activating G protein-coupled receptor signaling pathway. Gene Ontology annotation, molecular function: G protein-coupled receptor activity. The record is from RefSeq and is a predicted model, not a curated record.
AUGAUACCUAUAAGUAAUGCUCAAGGACAUUCGUCUUAUGGUUAUGGUGCUAAAACUGAUUUUUACAUUGUAAUGAUUAUUCCAUUAGUUUUUAAUUCCUUUAGUUUUCUAGGAACUUUAUAUAUAUUUUAUCGAACAUUUUCACGAUGGAAAUAUGGUCAUAGUAAUGUUUCAUUAUCAUUUAGAUUUCCAUUUUAUAUAGCAAUUACAGAUUUUCUAUAUUCGUCAUCCAUCUUAAUAGAGUUCUCAUAUGCAGCUUCAAAGAGAACAGAAUUCAUAAAUAAGAACGAAACCAUCUCAUGGCCAUUUCUAUUUUGUGAAAUCCUUGGAAUAUUUUUCACAAUCUUCAUUUUGCUAAAUAUAUUAUUGGUUGCAGCUAUAUCUAUUGUAACUUGGUUACGUGUAGUACAAGAGCGCCAUUUGGCUUUGGGAAAAUAUGAUUAUAAAAUUUGGCUUCCAAUUAUUUUCAUAUCAUUAAUAAUCCCCCUAAGUUCAAUAAACGCCUACGGAUCUCGAAAUUAUUCGUGCGGUACUAAAGUCGGAUACAAUAAUGUAGCAAUGUUGGUUAUUGUCCUUAUAUUCACCACAUUGACAACUACCAUGUUUUGUUACGCACAUGUAAUGAAAGUAAUUCGCAAUGUUAAAGACGACAAUUCAUCCAUUGCAGACUCAUUUAAUAAACUAACCGAUAUUGAAAGAAGAACUUUUAAAAAAGUUUUAACUUAUAUCUUAGUCUUUAUUUUACAAUAUAUUCCUAUUAUUAUUUAUGACAUUUGCAUAUUUUUAAAGGUUCGCCAUAUUGUGUUUGAUGCUAUCAUUCCGGCAGUUAUAAGCUUUGGAGGAAUAGGAAACGUAAUUCAAUAUUUAUAUAAUGAAGGAUUAUCCGAUGAUAAUACUUCAAAUUAUAGACUUGAAUCGAAUGAAGGAUCACAACAAUCACAUUAA